Marasmius oreades (fairy-ring Marasmius) is the source of this 711-nucleotide messenger RNA. RefSeq lists its product as uncharacterized. The coding region runs from base 1 to 711 and encodes 236 amino acids. NCBI's taxonomy places the organism in Eukaryota, Fungi, Basidiomycota, Agaricomycetes, Agaricales, Marasmiaceae. The transcript is spliced from 3 exons. The record is from RefSeq and is a predicted model, not a curated record.
AUGUCCAUGACCCCCUCUCGUCCAUCAUCCAGCACCACAACAAGUACUACAAGUCCAGUGAAGCUCGAGCCGGCAAUCGAAAAUCUUCCGCUCGACAUCGAAGGUCUUGCAAACAAGAAUGACAACGAGCUUGUGGGCCUGGCAGGCAAGACUGCCCUGAAGGUAUUUUGUGCUCAUUAUGUGGUAGAGAUGGGUGGAUUGAAUCUCAAGGUCUUCCCAUGGAAGUCGAUGCAUGAGAAGCUGGCGACCAGCAGGUACCGGCUUGUCAACUAUCCUCCCAAUGUCUCGCUACCCUGGAGCCAUGACACUCGGAAAGGAAUUGAAAACCUCACCAAACCGGAGCUUAUAUCAUUGCUUCGCAGUUGCAGUGACUCGGGUGUGCCAAACAAACUGACGGUCAUCAAGGUUGAUGAUCACACGUUGCUGAACAACUCCAAAGUUCCCCUGAUCACUACAGCCCCAGAUCCACAUGGCAACACGUGCCAGUACUUUCUUCGUGAUGUACCGCCCAAGCCCAAGUCUGGAUUAAGGAGCAAGAAGGAUAAGAAGGGUAAGGCUGCCAAGUCUCGCCAGACGCGCUCCAAGGUUGUUAGGUUUGAUGAGGAUGAACUCUACUCAGAGCUUUCAGUAGAUUCGGACUCAGAGAUAGAGGAGAUACGUACUUCGAAGCCGGGUAAGACAACAUUUGACUGCUUUUAUAGCUUACGCUGA